Populus euphratica (Euphrates poplar) is the source of this 2401-nucleotide messenger RNA. Its product is annotated as MACPF domain-containing protein CAD1-like. The coding region runs from base 348 to 2111 and encodes 587 amino acids. Gene Ontology annotation, cellular component: plasma membrane. The transcript is spliced from 7 exons. NCBI's taxonomy places the organism in Eukaryota, Viridiplantae, Streptophyta, Magnoliopsida, Malpighiales, Salicaceae. Gene Ontology annotation, biological process: plant-type hypersensitive response; regulation of salicylic acid mediated signaling pathway. The record is from RefSeq and is a predicted model, not a curated record.
GUCAAUGCUUUCGUCUCUUACAUGACAGGAUAGAUUUUUUACCAAUACAGAGAGAGAUAAAGAAAGAAAGUGGCGUACUAGCUAGUGGAUGCAUUCAAGAUUAGAUUUUUAGUCUGGUUUCUUUGGAUUGAUUCAAGAUCUAGAGGAAGAUACCGAUCAAUGAGAUUUCUUUGACUUCAUCUUUGUCAAUUGAAGAAGCAAAAAAUGGAGGAAAAAUCUGUUUUUGUGAGUUUUUGAGAGAGGAGUUUGAUCUUUAAGGUUUUUUGGAAAACCCAUCAAGGGAAUGGAGGAAAAGAUUAGUUUUUUAGGGUCUAAAUGAUUUUCAAAGAAUUGGGUAUUUAGCUAAAAUGGGAGAGAGAGGAAGUGUUAAUGCUGCAGCAAUGCACACAGCCAUGAACGCUGUGCAAGCUCUUGGGAGAGGAUUUGAUGUGAACUAUGAUAAAAGGUUGCUGUAUUGUAAAGGAGUUGCUGGGUCUAAGGUGGUGGAGAUUGAUGGUGAACAUACUAGAGAUCUUUUGUUAGCUGGUGGGAUUCUAUUGCCUAAUGUUUCCAGGGACAUCAGGAGCUCUUUGGACCCAAUUGGCCGCGAGAGUUCAGGUGUUUGCACCUUUCAUGAGAUGGUGGAGUACUUUAAUCAAAAGGCUAAUCUAUCAGGAGGUCUUCCUCUUGGUAGCUUCAAUUCUGCAUUUAGUUUUACCGGUUCAAAGCAUAUUGAUGCUGCAGCUACAAAGACCCUCUCGAUGGAUGGAUAUUAUAUCCCACUUGCCAAGGUCCAACUUAUGAGAUCCCCCUUAGUGCUGCAUGAAAAUGUUAUAAGGGCCGUGCCAACUUUCUGGGAUCCUCCAUCCUUGGCAAGCUUCAUUGAAAAUUUUGGGACGCAUGUUAUCACUUCUGUAACUAUUGGUGGUAAGGAUGUGAUAUAUGUUAAACAACACCAGUCAUCGCCUUUGUCAACCAUGGAGAUUAAACACUACGUGCAGGAUAUUGGAAAUCAGAGGUUCUCUGACACAGAGGGCCAUAUGAGCUCAGGUCCAAUGAAACUCAAGGAUAAGGGUGGUGAUUCAGGUAUAUUUAACAGCCAAGGGAUAUACCCUCAGCCAACUAGUGCGCCAUAUCUUACUGGGAAAGAAGAUGUUACCGUCAUUUUCCGCAGGAGGGGAGGAGAUGAUCUGGAGCAAAAUCAUAUCCGAUGGGCAAGAACUGUAGAGUCAUCUCCAGAUGUCAUUGAGAUGACUUUUGUUCCUAUCGCAGAUCUCCUUGUUGGGGUACCUGGAAUUGAGCAUCUGAGUCGUGCAAUUGCUCUAUAUCUUGAAUACAAACCUCAGAUUGAAGAGCUGAGAUAUUUUUUGGAGUUCCAGAUUCCUCGAAUUUGGGCUCCUGUACAGGACAAUAUUCCAGGUCACCAGAGAAAGGAACCUGUUUGCCCUUCUUUGCAGUUCAGCAUGAUGGGGCAAAAGCUUUAUGUGAGUCAGGAGCAGGUAUCAGUAGGGCGCAAGCCCGUCACAGGUUUGCGAUUAUGUUUGGAAGGAGCCAAGCAGAAUCGCCUGCAUAUCCAUCUUCAACACUUGGCAUCUCUUCCAAAAAUCCUUUUGCCAUACUGGGACACCCAUGUUGCAAUUGGUGCUCCCAAGUGGCUGGGACCUGAGGAGCAGGAUAGUCGAUGGUUUGAACCAGUGAAAUGGAAGAAUUUCUCUCAUGUGAGCUCUGCUCCAGUUGAGAGCCCAGAAACGUUUAUUGGUGACCAAUCUUGUGUCUACAUUGUCACUGGGGCUCAGCUUGGAGUGUGGGAUUUCGGUUCAAGAAAUGUCUUAUACAUGAAACUUUUGUAUUCUAGGCUACCGGGCUGCACGAUACGAAGAUCCUUGUGGGACCACAUGCCAAAUGAUAAGUCAAAGAAAGUCCCCACUGUAAAUAAUACUAACUCUGGUGACUCAAGUUCAGCCUCAAGAGAAAAUGUUGCAGGGAACAAGCUGGCAAAGUUUGUUGAUAUGUCUGAGAUGAGCAAAGGGCCACAAGAUCCCCCAGGACAUUGGCUAGUUACAGGCGGAAAGCUUGGUGUAGAGAAAGGCAGAAUAGUUUUGAGAGUGAAAUACUCCUUGCUGAAUUAUUGAGCUUAGAAUUACGGUGUAUAUGCUGAUGCACUAUAGAGGCGGUGUUUUUUCAUGCAGAAGAACUUGUGUUCAUCAAGUGUGUAAACUCCUGAAACAUGAUGAGCUGAGUUGAAUGGUUUUUGGUUGGGGUUUCUUCCAAUGUCAAAGGUCAAGUCUGUUUUCUCAUUAAGCUGUGAAUUUUGUAGAGAAGCUAAGUUCUCAUUUAUUAAUGAUGAAGUGAUGUAGGAGUGGCCACUAUAUGUGAUUGUUCAUAUGCCUGCAGUAUAAUAGUACUCCAAAUUCUUUUGCUU